Messenger RNA from Haemonchus placei, 1197 nucleotides. The record is from the annotation of a GenBank genome assembly. NCBI's taxonomy places the organism in Eukaryota, Metazoa, Nematoda, Chromadorea, Rhabditida, Trichostrongylidae.
GACAUUCACUUCCAGGUUAUUGUCGAACUCACCGUCCAGUCGAUAACGGAAAUCAGUGAAUUCUCGAGUAGUUUCAAAGCGGAUGUGUGGUUUUCACAAAUAUGGCGAGAUCCACGGCUUGAUUUCACUGAUCGAAAUUAUUGUAUAAAGAAUAUUUCGCUAGCUGCUCAUAAAUUACCACAAUUAUGGUCUCCGAAUGUAUGCUUUGUAAAUAGCAAAAAAGUUGAAAUUCAUUCAUCUCCAUCUCAAAAUAUUCUACUGCUAGUAUUUCCUAAUGGAACUAUUUGGCUGAACUUCCGUGUUUCACUUAUUGGACCGUGUAAACUCGAUCUUACAUAUUUUCCAAUGGAUCGACAAUCUUGUAACUUGAUCUUUGAGAGUUAUUCAUAUAAUACUGCCGAAGUUCGUAUAGUAUGGAGGGACUGGGAACCGGUUUCGAUUCCUGAUCCGAAUUCAAAAAAUCUACCUGAUUUUGAACUUGUACAGUACGAGCAUCGAAAUGCUACUUUGGUGUAUACCGCAGGACUGUGGGAUCAAUUAGAAGUGGAAUUCACAUUCAGAAGACUAUAUGGGUACUAUGUUCUUCAGGCCUAUAUGCCAACUUAUCUUUCUGUUUUUAUUUCAUGGAUAGCAUUUUGGAUUGACACUAAGGCGUUACCAGCGAGAAUAACGCUGGGCGUUUCAUCAUUAAUGGCUUUGACGUUUCAGUUUGGUAAUAUCGUGAAAAAUCUUCCGAGAGUCAGUUAUGUCAAGGCACUCGACAUUUGGAUGUUUGGUUGCGUAGGAUUUAUAUUCCUUUCACUUGUUGAGUUAGCCGUGGUUGGUUUCGCCGACAAACUUGACGCGAAACGGAAACGAUACGGAAGGUCUAUUGAGCAUGCAGUUAUGCGUAGUGAUUCUGAGCAACAGUGGCUUUCCAGACUUCAACGGAGUCAUUUCACUGAAGUUGUGGAUAAUCGAAGUCCACUAACUACUGGUGGUGUUCCGUUACUAGUAGCACCCGAAGGCAACGGAAAUACCCAAAGAAAGCGUUCCGAAGAAAAAACUCGGCAAAUGUACGUGCACGUAGAACAUCCUAUUCAUGUAAAUGGAGAGAGAAUAGAUGAAAUUUCUGCGAAGCUGUUCCCAUUGAUGUUCACAGCUUUCAAUAUAUUCUACUGGUUCUACUAUAUUGGAAUGUCAGGAGGAAUAUUUUAA